Molecule: messenger RNA, 2926 nt
Organism: Calidris pugnax (ruff)
Lineage: Eukaryota; Metazoa; Chordata; Aves; Charadriiformes; Scolopacidae
Product: cis-aconitate decarboxylase-like
Exons: 6
Coding region: 78-1559 (493 amino acids)
Molecular function (GO): lyase activity
Source: RefSeq, a predicted model, not a curated record
AAAGCACCUUUCAGACAGACACCUCUCCCAUCCCUCGAAUAGAGCAGUGCAGAGCUGGGGAUCCAGCAGCCACCACCAUGGUCUACUUCACCUUGCAGAAAACCCAGAAGUUCUUGGCAAGCUCCCGGCAAGUUCACAAAACUGCUGCUCACGUGGUGGCCAGGAGCGCUCCGGAGGAGACCGUGACCAGCAGCUUCGCAUCCUUCAUCCACGCGGUUCGACCCGAGCACUUGUCCAAGACUGUCCGCCACAGAAGCAAGAGGAUGAUCCUCGACAGCAUCGGGGUUGGCCUCGUGGGCAGCACGACGCACGUGUUCGACAUCGCUCUGCAGUACUGCCGGGAGCUGUACUCUUCGGUGGCUGUGAGCUCUGUCUAUGGCAAACCAGGUGUGAAGCUCUCUCCCACCCUGGCUGCGUUCACCAACGGCGUUGCGACUCACUCCAUGGACUUCGAUGAUACCUGGCACCCUGCGACUCACCCGUCAGGGGCUGUUCUGCCAGCUCUUCUGGCAGCUUCCCAGAUGCUACCUCCAGGCACCAAACCCAACGGCACGGAUUUCCUGCUGGCGUUUAAUGUGGGCCUGGAAGUGCAAGGAAGGCUCAUGCAUUUCUCCACUGAGGCUCACAACAUUCCCAAAAGGUUCCACCCUCCCUCAGUGGUUGGCACCAUGGGCAGUGCUGCGGCCACCGCAAAACUGCUCUCCCUCAGCACGGCCCAGUGCACACACGCUUUGGGCAUUGCUGCGUCGCUUGCCGGGGCACCCAUGGCCAACGCUGCCACCCAAGCCAAGCCAUUGCAUAUUGGAAAUGCCACCCGCCUGGGCUUUGAAGCAGCACUGCUGGCUGCCCGAGGGAUGGAGGCUAACCCCUUAAUCCUGGAUGAUAUUGCUGGUUGCUCGGGAUUCAGUGCUUUCUACAACAUCUAUCAACCCAAACCACUGUCCACACCAAGUGACCACCACGAGUUCCUCUUGGAGAAGCAGGAUAUUGCUUUCAAGCGAUUUCCAGCCCACCUGGGGAUGCACUGGGUGGUGGAUGCUGCCUUGUCUGUCCGGAAUCUUUUCAUCAACUAUGCAGGGUCAUUCUCUCCCUCUUUGAUCCGCACCAUUGUGCUGAAGAUCCCGGUGUCAAAGUACAUCAACCGGCCUUUCCCAAGCUCUGAACACCAGGCUAGACACUCCUUCCAGUUCAAUGCCUGUACCGCCCUGCUGGAUGGUGAGGUGGGCCUCAGCUCCUUCACGGAGAGCAGCAUCCACCGGCAGGAGCUGAGGGAGCUGCUGGACAAAGUGGUGGUGGAGCACCCUGAAGAUAACGUGGCCAACUUUGACAAGAUGUAUGGAGAGGUGGCACUGCUCCUGCACAGCGGGGAUGUCCUGACAGGCAAAUGUGACACUUUCUACGGGCACUGGAGGAAGCCUCUGAGCAAAGAGUCGCUCCUGAAGAAGUUCCGAUCCAAUGCCUCUCAUGUGCUUCCAGAAGAAAAAAUAGAAACCAUCAUCACUAUGGUGGACAACCUGGAGAAUCUGCCAGAUAGUUCCCUGCUGGCCUGCAGCCUGUGAGGGAACAGCAAGUGUUUGCUGUUUGGGUUUUUUUUUAUAAGGGGCUUAUCCCGGUGAAAAUCUGAUUCCUUUCUUCAUUGGUGCUUCACUAUUCAUUUCCAAUGACAGGAAAGUUCCCAACCCCUUGAAGUUAAAGUAGAUGCUUUAAAACCAAAGGAGUCCACAAGGCAGGAGGUGUGUCUGUGUCAGUAAUCAGUGCACAGAUUAAAUUUCAACUCACAGCUGAUGCUGUCUGAGUAGCUGAAAGGCCACUACAAAUAAAAAAAAAAAAAUAAUCCCAUGAAAAUCUAUGGGAAUCCUGGAACAUCAUCUGGAAGCCGAUUCCCCAGAAGGAACUGUGUUUGGAUAUUUUUUAACGCUGCACUUGGAGUUAUUUCUGUACAGAAUGCCUAACCGCCGAGUCUGGGAAGAAGAGGAAGUUCAGCUGCAAAAUAUGUGCUUUUCUUACUGCUCUUCUGGGCACUUUUCAGAUCACGGUUAGUGCUGGCCAGAUGAAAAACCUAUCAGUUACUGUAAACAGCCCUGCCUGCAAAACUCGCAGGCAGAGAGGGAUUUUUUUUUUUCCUUUUCCAGUAAAAGCCUCCCUUUUCUCCAGCACUUGGGAAGUGUUUGUCACUUCUCUGUGUAAAAGGGAUGGUCCAAAGACCCUUAAAUCCCAUAUGUCUUUUCUGAAUGAAAGGCAAGUGGUAGGUGAGGAACCCUACACCAGUCCUACGCCUACAUCCUACGUCUCCUGUGAGGUGAUCCCUGCCAAUCCUAGGGCUGUGCCCCAUCAUCCCUCCUGGCUUUGUACAGGUCGCCCAGGCACCACCAGAAGUGGUCUCUAUAGUCCAUGCAGAGAUGGGCACCCCUGGAUGGUGACUUGGGCACAUACUCGCUGUGACUCACAUUGGGAAAUUCCUGUUUCUCUCCCUUGAGAGGGGGGAAAGCUUACGGAGAUUCAGUCUUGAACUCGUCUUUCCAGCUGGGGUGAAAUCAGUGCUCCUGCUCCUGAGUAGCCAUUCACUGAAGGGCUUUCCUACCCCGCGUCCUUCCUGAGCAGUGAGACGGAGAGCUACGCAAUAUUCCUCUCUACAUUGAACAAAUACUGUGAUUGCUGAUCCAAAGGACUCGUUGCCAAUAUGAUUGUGAUAUAGAUACAGAAUCUGUUGCAGAAGGUGGUUGGGGAGGGGAAGAGGGGGUGCUGGGAAGGGAUUAAACGUGCGAGAAGAAAUGUGGGCCGGUUCCUUUUUAGCUUGCUGGUAGUGGUCUAUGCAGAGAAUUUCCCAGCCAGAGCAAAACUGUUUGCCCACCUGUUAAUCCACUCUCUCACACUGUCUGGCAUAUUCACACUGAAUCUUUAUGAAUAAAGAACUGAAGUAAAUUAA